UUUAUAAGUCUUAGUCCUUUAAUCUCCGAAGCCGGGCUGUACACCGCGUCGGAUCAGAUUAUUAUUUUAUCACCGGAGAAUGUGGACUCCGGGCUUUUUAACUCCACCGCGGCUCUUCUCGUGGAGUUUUACGCGACCUGGUGCGGACACUGUGUUGCCUUCUCACCCACCUGGAAAAGCCUCGCCAGAGAUAUUAAAGUUCUUCCCUGCUUAUUCAAGCAAUGAGUCCAGGGGCCUGGAGCUCAGAGGAUUUCCGAGGGAUGUGAGAGGCCUUCGGCACUACAUUAUCGAUAAGUUGGAGAUGCACAACGAGGCUUGGCCGCCUGCUUGUCCACCUUUAGAGACUGCUAGUGAGGCAGAGAUAGACAACUUCUUUCAGACGAACAAUGUGAAGCUCCUCGCUCUUGUGUUUGAGAGUAAAGACUCCUACGUGGGGAGAGAGGUGACAUUGGAUUUGUUGCAGUAUGAAAACAUAGCUGUGCGCAGGGUUUUAGACACAGAGACGAGUUUGGUGUCCAGGUUUGGUGUGACCGAUUUUCCUUCAUGUUACCUGUACAACUCAUCCAGACAUAUCUCUAGACUCAAAGUACUCAAUGAAGCUCGUACCUUUUACUCAUACGCCCUCCAGAGGUUGCCAGGGGUAGUGCGGACUGGCAAACCCCAGAUUGCCAUCACUGAUCUUAUCAAGAACUCAACUCUACAGGAAUGGAGGUCGUUUAACAAGACGCGUGUGUAUAUGUCUGAUUUGGAAUCAGCGCUGCAUUACUCUCUGCGUGUAGAGCUGUCUGGACACAUCAGCAUCAGUGGAAACGAUCUGACUGCACUCAAAAAGUACAUAAAUGUACUGGCUAAGUAUUUCCCAGGUCGUCCAUCUGUAAAGAGUGCACUGAAGACCGUGGACAGCUGGUUACAACAACAGAAGGGGACAGAGAUCAAAUACAGCGAUUUUAGAGAUGUCCUGGACAACACUGUGCAGACAAGUGAUGCAGUGUUGCCUGAGGGUGUACAGUGGGUGGGCUGCCAGGGAUCUGAAUCCCAUUACCGUGGAUACCCCUGCGCCUUUUGGACCCUCUUCCAUGUGCUCACAGUGCAGGCUAAAGAAAUGGGCAUCCCAGAUCCUCAGGAAGUGUUGCAGGCGAUGAGAGGUUAUGUCAGCCGUUUUUUCGGAUGCAGGCCAUGUGCAACUCACUUUGAGAGUAUGGCCCAGGAGAGCAUGGAUCAUGUGACCUCACUGUCUGCCACUGUCCUCUGGCUGUGGUCUCGCCACAACCGGGUCAACAACCGUCUGGCAGGAGACCUUAGCGAGGACCCCUAUUUCCCUAAGAUUCAGUGGCCAUCUCCGGAGUUGUGUCCUAGCUGUCAUGGAUUAAAAAAGACUGGUGAGCACCACUGGAACCAAGAGGAGGUGCUGACCUUCCUCCGAAACUACUUUUCCUCAGCUCACAUUCUAAUGGACUACCUGCAGGAUGAGACCCAAGCUCUCAUCCAUCAGAGGAACCGACUCACGGCAGCUCGGAUGGAGAAAGAAGCCAGACGUGGGGUGGAAAGGAGACCUCGAGAGGUUCUGGACAACCGCCCUGAUGAAGAGCCUCAAGAAGAAGAAGAGCAGCAGGAGGAGGAGGAAGGGGAAGAACCAGCAAUGGAGGAGCAGACUGGUGAGCCAUACCCUGCGGGGUUAGAGAGAAUGGGGGUGGCUGGAGCGGACAAGGCCAAUUACCAGGCACCUUGGGAGAAGCCACAGCGGCCGCAGUCCCAACGCAAACCAAAAACUGUGGGAAUGAAACUACAGGAGCCCCAAGAAAACAUAGUAGACCUGGACUUAUUUGUCAACCAACACUAUAAAGCCAAAGCCCUCCGAGCUGCGGCCAUGUCUGGCGUAGUGAGACAGAGGAGUCUGAAGAAGGAGGAGGAUGUGGAAGACCUCCAGUUUGAGGGAGGCUGGAGGGUGAAGCGAGACCUGGGAAGCCAGGAGGAGAACCUUGGUUAUAGAGGUAGAGGGAUGGAGCCGUACCCCAGACCCCACAGCAAACGCUGGAUGUCCCUGCUCAGCGUGGGAUUCUCCAGGCUGGAUGUGAGCCUGUGUGUCCUGCUGUACCUCCUCUCCACCAUGUGUCUGCUCGCCAUGUACCUGUAUUUCAAACUGAGGUUAAAGCUGCGACGUGCUAAAUUGUCUCUGCCCUAGAGCAUCGCUCCAGUCCAAACUAAUACUUUUUAGGAGGAAUGACUAAAUCUCACAAUCUGUGGCUACUAGAGAAAACCGUAAGCUUCAGCGCCACAGUAUGGAUGCACAGAAAUCGAGAGUUUAUGAAGUACUGUUUUUAAUUUCAUGGUGAUUAAUGCCAAAGUGUUGUUUUACAGACCCUACACUUGUCCUUGAAGGGCUGCUUGUGGUCUGAUUUUUUUUUUAACUCCUUCUGUAAGUUUAUUUCUUUGAAGCAUCUGGCGAUGGAAAAAUUAUCAUCAUAAUUGAUGUCUUUUAUUUGUUUAUUUUACAAAAACGAAUUUUUAUAUGACCACUCAUCGAAGAAUUCU
Sinocyclocheilus grahami is the source of this 2532-nucleotide messenger RNA. RefSeq names its product sulfhydryl oxidase 1-like. Bases 80 to 2182 code for a protein of 700 amino acids. Gene Ontology annotation, biological process: protein folding. Gene Ontology annotation, cellular component: Golgi membrane. Gene Ontology annotation, molecular function: protein disulfide isomerase activity; flavin-dependent sulfhydryl oxidase activity. NCBI's taxonomy places the organism in Eukaryota, Metazoa, Chordata, Actinopteri, Cypriniformes, Cyprinidae. The record is from RefSeq and is a predicted model, not a curated record. The transcript is spliced from 11 exons.